GCUGAGCUGCGUUAUUGGGAUCGGAGCGGAGCGUCCCGUCGGGUGCCGUCGAUCAGCGCUCGCCAUGGUUGUCACGUUGGGAUAUUGGGACAUCCGAGGGCUGGCCCACGCCAUCCGCCUGCUGCUGGAGCACACCGGGACCCCCUAUGAGGACAAGCUGUACAGCUGCGGGAAGCCCCCAAACUAUGACAAGAGCCAAUGGAUCAACGAGAAGGAGAAGCUGGGGCUGGACUUCCCGAAUCUCCCAUAUUACAUCGAUGGGGACGUCAAACUGACCCAGAGCAACGCCAUCCUGCGCUACAUCGCCCGCAAGCACAACAUGUGUGGGGACACGGAGCAGGAGCGGCAGCGCGUGGAUGUGCUGGAGAACCAGGUGAUGGAUUUCAGGAUGAGCCUGGUGAUGGUUUGCUACAGCCCCGACUUUGAGAAGCUGAAGCCGGGAUACCUGGAGCAGCUGCCGGGCAAACUGAAGCUGUUCUCCACCUUCUUAGGGGAUAGGAAGUGGUUUGCAGGGGACAAGCUGACCUUUGUGGAUUUCCUGAUGUUCGAUGUGUUGGAUCAGAACCGGAUCUUCAGCCCGCGCUGCCUGGAGCCCUAUAGCAACUUGUGCGGCUUCAUGGAGCGCUUUGGGGCUCUGGAGAAGGUGGCGGCGUAUCUGAAGUCCAGCCGCUUCCAGAAGAUGCCCAUCAACAACAAGAUGGCCAAGUGGGGGGGCAAGAAGGAGUAAUAAGGGGGGGGUCCUGCCCCCCUCCCCUCCCACCCCCCCCUUCUUUACUCCCACCCCCCUGCGAUGGGGAGACCCCAGCCUCAAUAAAAGGGGGAGGUGCA
This is a messenger RNA of Coturnix japonica (Japanese quail), 828 nucleotides long. Lineage: Eukaryota; Metazoa; Chordata; Aves; Galliformes; Phasianidae. The record is from RefSeq and is a predicted model, not a curated record.